Plasmodium yoelii is the source of this 753-nucleotide messenger RNA. Its product is annotated as fam-b protein. NCBI's taxonomy places the organism in Eukaryota, Apicomplexa, Aconoidasida, Haemosporida, Plasmodiidae. The record is from RefSeq and is a predicted model, not a curated record. The coding region runs from base 1 to 753 and encodes 250 amino acids. The transcript has 2 exons.
AUGAGAAUAAGUAUUUUGAAAUAUGUUCUUUCAAUUGUUAUUUGUUCUUUUGAAUAUGCCAAAAAUGAACUAUACUUUGUAAAUGAAAGAACCAUCUGUUUUGAAAGGAAUAUAACAAAUUUUAGGAAUAAUAGGAUAUUAGCAGAUACAGAUAACCGAUUCGAUUUAAAUGAUUUUUAUCAAUCAACUUUGAGUCUUGCAAAUCAAUUUAGUGAUUGUAAUGAUGGUAACAAAGAAAUAACACACCUUCGAAAUAUUAUAGAUUCACAUAUAAAGAAUAACAAAGAAAGUAACACAUUACUUGAUUUAAAAAAUGUAGAUAAAAAAACGAAAAAGAUAAUUCAUGGACUUCACAAAAAAAUAGAAGAAACAAAAAAAGAGCUUGAUAGUAUAAAGAAUAAUAAAUUAGAAAUAGAACCAAUAGAAAAUAAUUCUGUAUCAGGAGAAGAAGACUUUAAACAAUUGGAAAAUGAAGAAACUAUCGUGGCGAAUGAGCAUUAUGAGAUUGAUUCAAGUAUCGAAUAUGAAUUAAAAACUAAACGAAAGUUAAAAAAAUUGACCAAAGGAUUACUUGUGAGGGUGUUGUUGUUGAUGGCGCUUGUUUUGGCGUUAUUGAUACCCGGAUGGACUCAAAUUGUAUUUAUUACUAUGAAUGUAUUGGUUUCAAUUGAAACGCUUAUUAGAUGUUAUCAAUACGUUAAAUUGUGUUUUAAAUUACAUAAAAUAUCCAAAAAAAAAAAAAAAUCAAGAUAG